CUAUUUAAGGCGGAAACAAGAGCCGUUCAGAUGGAAAAGACCAUGAAGUGGUGGUCAGAAUGUACAGCGAAUUGGCGCCAAAAAUGGUCAUACGUCAGGGACGAAAGAAACAAAUACCGGCAGGAAAUGCAACGCAUGAAAACGGUUAUCGAAAGCCUGCAGACUCGCAGCUUUGAGCAGGAACUUCAACAAAAAAAUAUCACCAGCACAAACAAGGCAUUGAAGCAAAAGCUGGAAGAAGUGCUCAAAAAACUAAACAACAAUGAUAAUUCAAGCAAGGAUAGCGAGGCCGACAUUCGAGGAAAUGCAGCACCUUCGCAGAGGUCAUGCAGAAGUCUUGCCUCAGAAGACGUCUGCAACUGCAGAAAGCAUGUUCAUUCAAGCUCGGUACCUAAUUCUGAGGCAGACAAGUUGAAAAUACAACUACAAAAUGCCGCAAGGCAGUUAUCGAGGGAAACUGAGUAG
Soboliphyme baturini is the source of this 465-nucleotide messenger RNA. NCBI's taxonomy places the organism in Eukaryota, Metazoa, Nematoda, Enoplea, Dioctophymatida, Soboliphymatidae. The record is from the annotation of a GenBank genome assembly.